This is a messenger RNA of Aspergillus fijiensis CBS 313.89, 4218 nucleotides long. Its product is annotated as putative ABC multidrug transporter. Lineage: Eukaryota; Fungi; Ascomycota; Eurotiomycetes; Eurotiales; Aspergillaceae. Gene Ontology annotation, molecular function: ATP binding; ABC-type transporter activity; ATP hydrolysis activity. Gene Ontology annotation, cellular component: membrane. The coding region runs from base 1 to 4218 and encodes 1405 amino acids. The record is from RefSeq and is a predicted model, not a curated record. The transcript is spliced from 2 exons. Gene Ontology annotation, biological process: transmembrane transport.
AUGGCCAACAAAUUGCCUGGCGGCCCCAAUGAGGGCAGCAUCACUCAACCGGAGGAGAUCACACUGCAUAAUUUAGACUCCGGUGGAUGGGAGCUGGGCCCCUUGGUACAGACCUUCCAUCAGAACAUGCGUGAGGAAGGAUAUCCUGAGCGGAGAUUGGGGGUUACCUGGCGGAAUCUGACGGUCAAGGGCAUCAGCUCAGGGGCCGCCAUGAACGAAAACGUGCUCAGUCAAUUUGAUGUGGUUCGGCAGGCACGGCAGGUGCGCCAAAAACCGGCAUUGAAGACCAUCGUGUCGGACUCGCAUGGCUGUGUCAAGCCAGGUGAGAUGCUUUUGGUGUUGGGCCGGCCAGGGGCGGGCUGUACGACCCUGCUCAAGAUGCUCGCCAACCACCGGGAAGGUUAUGCUCAGGUUGAAGGGGAUGUUCACUAUGGCUCCAUGACCAGCGACGAGGCACACCCCUACAGGGGUCAGAUUGCCAUGAACACCGAAGACGAACUUUUCUAUCCCUCGCUCACCGUUAAUAAGACGAUGGAUUUCGCCACCCGUCUGAAGGUCCCGGGGCAUAUCCCCGCCAACGCCAAGAACGGUCAGUCCCAGACGGCCGAGGAAUACCGCCAGGAGCGCAAGGAGUUCUUGCUUGAGUCGAUGGGAAUUGCACACACGCAGAAUACCAAGGUCGGCAACGAGUACGUGCGAGGAGUCUCGGGAGGGGAGCGGAAACGGGUCUCUAUUAUCGAAUGCCUGGCCACCAAUGCCUCCGUCUACUGUUGGGAUAAUAGUACCCGUGGGCUGGAUGCAAGCUCGGCGCUGGACUGGGCGCGUGCCCUCCGAUAUAUGACCACUGAGUUGGGGCUGGCCACGAUUGUGACCCUGUACCAAGCAGGAAACGGCAUCUACGAUCUCUUCGACAAGGUACUCGUUCUGGACGAAGGCAAGCAGAUCUUCUAUGGCCCCCGCGUCGAGGCCCGGCCGUUCAUGGAGAACCUGGGCUUCGUUUGCCGGCCUGGGGCCAACAUCGGCGAUUACUUGACUGGUCUCACUGUUCCUACCGAGCGUCUUAUCGACCCCUCCUUCCGCACUUUCCCGGAGACCGCAGACGCAAUCCUGCAGAUUUACGAGGGCUCGGUGAUUCGUAAAAACAUGGAGAAGGAGUACGCCUAUCCUUCCUCGCCCGAGGCCCAGGCCAACACGGAGGCUUUUUGCGCCAGCGUGGCAUUCGAGAAGCAAAAAGGCGUGAAAGCCACGGACCCCAUGACAGUGACCUUCCCACAGCAGGUAUGGACGUGCGUCCAGCGACAGUAUCAAAUCACCUUUGGCGACAUGGCUUCCUUCGCCAUCAAGCAAAUGUCUACGCUCGUCCAGGCCCUAAUCGCGGGCUCGCUAUUUUACAACGCCGCCGCCGAUUCAUCAGGACUGUUCAUCCGGGGCGGCGCGCUUUUCUUUUCCCUGCUCUACAAUGCGCUAAUGGGAAUGUCCGAGGUUGUGGAUUCAUUCACGGGCCGUCCGGUCCUGAUUAAGCACAAGUCAUUCGCCUACUUUCACCCGGCCGCGUUCUGUAUCGCUCAGAUCGCCGCAGAUAUCCCCAUGGUCCUGAUUCAGAUCACGGUCUUUGGGAUUAUCAUCUACUUCAUGGUCGGCCUCACCUCCUCGGCAGCGGCGUUCUUUACCUACUGGAUUAUGCUCUUCGCAACGACAAUGUGUAUCACAGCUAUGUUCCGUGCGGUGGGUGCGGCUUUCCGCACCUUUGACGGGGCGUCCAAAGUGUCCGGAUUCCUGAUCUCCGCCUUGGUUAUGUAUACGGGUUAUAUGAUUCAGAAACCCGACAUGCACCCGUGGUUUGUCUGGAUUUACUGGAUCGAUCCGCUCGCGUACGCCUUUGAGUCCGUGCUGUCCAAUGAGUUCCACGAUAAGGUGAUCGACUGCGUUGGGGGCAAUAUCAUCCCCGCUGGCCCCGGCUAUUCGGCCACUCCGGGGCAGGCUUCCUGUGCUGGCGUCGGUGGAGCCGUGCACGGGGAGGUCUCGCUCACGGGCGAUCAAUACCUGCACUCACUGAGCUACAGUCACAGCCACGUCUGGCGGAAUUUCGGCAUCGUGUGGUGCUGGUGGGCGCUCUUUGUUGGCAUCACAGUACUGGCAACCAUGCGUUGGCGGGACCGGGGCGCCACCGGGGCCACGCGCCUGGUUCCCUACGAAUUGGCCCGGAAAGGCCGUGUUGUAGUCGAUGAAGAGUCCCAGGCCCCUCCGGACGACCGCCGGUCCGACAAGUCAUCGGCAGCCAUCUCCCCCACCCCCAACGCAGCCACCAUCGCCCGGAACACCUCGAUAUUCACCUGGAAGAAUCUCAAAUAUACCGUCAAAACCCCGCAGGGCGACCGUGUCCUUCUGAAUGACAUCUAUGGCUGGGUCAAACCAGGGAUGCUCGGAGCCCUGAUGGGAUCAUCCGGAGCAGGGAAGACCACUCUCUUGGAUGUCCUGGCCCAACGCAAGACAGAUGGCACGAUCCAAGGCUCAAUCCUCGUGGAUGGCCGCCCUCUUGAUGUCUCCUUUCAACGAUCCGCCGGGUAUUGUGAGCAGCUGGAUGUCCACGAGGCUAUGACGACCGUUCGGGAAGCACUGGAAUUUUCGGCCUUACUGCGACAGCCCGCACAUAUCCCUCGAGAGGAAAAGCUCGCCUAUGUUGAUGCUAUUAUUGACUUGCUUGAGCUUCAUGAUAUCGCGGAUAUCUUAAUUGGAAAACCCGGAGCGGGCCUUAGUAUUGAACAACGAAAGCGGGUGACGAUCGGCGUUGAGCUUGUAUCCAAGCCCAAGAUCCUCAUCUUUCUCGAUGAGCCCACCUCCGGAUUGGAUGGUCAAUCGGCCUUCAACACAGUACGAUUUCUGCGUGGAUUAGCAGAUCUAGGGCAAGCAAUUCUCGUUACCAUCCAUCAGCCUUCGGCUCAAUUGUUUACGCAGUUCGAUACACUGCUGUUACUCGCCAAGGGGGGUAAGAUGGUGUACUUCGGUGAUAUCGGGGAGAAUGCACAAACCAUGAAGGAUUACUUUGCUCGCAACGGGGUCACUUGUCCGCCCGAGUCGAAUCCGGCGGAGUUCAUGAUCGACGUGGUCACUGGCCGCCUGUCGAAACGCGACUGGCAUGAGGUCUGGAUGGAGUCGCCCGAGCACACCCAGCGGCUCAGUGAGCUUGAUCAGAUGGUCAAGGAGGCAGAGCAGCGCCCAGUCGGCGAGCCGGACCUGAGCGAAUUUGCUCUUUCCCUGUGGGAGCAGACCAAGAUCGUCACGCGUCGCAUGAAUCUCGCCCUCUAUCGCAACACAGACUACAUCAACAACAAGGUUGCCCUGCACAUCGCGUCUGCCCUCUUCAACGGCUUUACCUUCUGGAUGAUUGGCGACAGCGUCAGCGACAUGCAGCUUCGUCUCUUUACUGUCUUCAAUUUCGUUUUUGUGGCCGCCGGUGUGAUCAACCAGCUCCAACCGUUGUUCAUCGAGCGGCGAGACAUUUACGAUACGCGGGAGAAGAAAUCGCGCAUGUACUCGUGGAAGGCGUUUGUGACGGCGCUGAUUGUCUCAGAGUUUCCCUACCUGUGCGUGUGCGGUGUCCUCUACUAUGUCUGUUGGUAUUACACGGUUAGGUUCAGCUCGGACUCGAACAAGGCGGGGGCCACCUUCUUUGUGAUGCUGAUGUACGAGUUUCUAUAUACUGGAAUUGGACAGUUUAUCGCUGCAUACGCGCCCAACGCCCUGUUCGCUUCCCUGGCCAACCCGCUGGUUAUCGGGAUCCUCGUCUCCUUCUGCGGUGUUAUGGUGCCCUACGCGGAGAUCAAUGUCUUUUGGCGGUACUGGAUGUACUACCUGAACCCGUUCAACUAUUUGAUGGGCAGCAUGUUGGUCUUUACCGUGUGGGAUACCGACGUCAGAUGCACCCAGUCUGAGCUGGCCAUCUUCGAUCCACCGUCCAACUCCACCUGCGGGCAGUACCUGUCCACCUACCUGGAGACCCUGGGGUCUGCUGCCGACCUGCUCAACCCCGGUGCGACCGCGCAGUGCGAGGUCUGCCCCUACAGCCGGGGAUCGGACUACCUGGCGACCCUCAAUCUACCCCACUACUACGACGGGUGGCGGAACACGGCCAUCGUCGUGAUCUUCGUCUUCAGCUCGUACGGGCUCGUCUUCCUGAUGAUGAAGCUGCGGACCAAGGCCUCCAAAAAGGCCGAGUGA